This is a messenger RNA of Adineta ricciae, 939 nucleotides long. Lineage: Eukaryota; Metazoa; Rotifera; Eurotatoria; Adinetida; Adinetidae. The record is from the annotation of a GenBank genome assembly.
AUGUCGAACAGCACAAAUACAGCGAGCGAUUCCUUAGUUGUUGCGUAUUAUCCAUUCACUUUAGUCAUUGUUGGUACUUCGUUGAAUAUCUUAACGUUUGUUGUACUUUGCCGAUCAACGUUUCGUGAUACGAAAAAGCAACCAAUCAUUCAUUAUAUGCGCACCAUCGCGAUCUUCGAUAUUCUGAUGUUAUACGGAUGGAAUCUCGAUCAUUAUCUUCAAGCUGUGCACGGUUAUGUCUUAUUGACAUACACCAUUGCCACAUGCAAGAUUUUUGGCUUUUUGAAUUAUUUUGCCGGUCAAUCGUCAGCUUGGUUGCGAGUUUUUAUCUGUCUGGAUCGGUAUUUAUCCAUCAGCCGUCUUCAUCGAACAUGGUUCAGUCGGGAAAAAAGUGUUUUAAUCAUCAUUGCAUCUGUUAUCACAAUUCUUACCUUAUUCAACUCGCACUUUCUGAUUUUCACCUGUUACUAUCGACCAAGCGGAAGAAUCAGUCCCAAUUCUCCACUAUACAUUAUUUAUCCCUUAUGGGAUUAUGUCAAUUUAGGUGUGUACAAUUUUGCACCGUUUAUUCUUAUGGUGACACUUAAUAGUGGAGUGAUUCAUCAUUUAUAUCGUCGUCACCAAACACAAUUGAUUCAAAACUCCCGAAUCAAUCACCGAGCGAUUUCGAUUACACUGGUUAUUACAACAUGUCUCUUUCUGAUCAUGACAGUACCAGCAACCAUUGCCUCUGCAUUUUCUGACAUACCUCCACCAAUAUCGGUUAAAAUUCUAGAUCCAGUUUUGUAUACUUAUCAUAUCUUGUCAUUUCCACUUUAUUUUCUCACAUUUAAAGAAUUUCGGCAAGAAUGUAUUAUGAUGUUUGGAUGUAGCAAAAAUCAACAUCGAGUUCGACCAACGUUAACAGCGACUCAUACAGGUGCAGGCAUCACUAAAUAA